Messenger RNA from Gigantopelta aegis, 4545 nucleotides. RefSeq names its product protein CFAP20DC-like. Lineage: Eukaryota; Metazoa; Mollusca; Gastropoda; Neomphalida; Peltospiridae. The transcript is spliced from 22 exons. The record is from RefSeq and is a predicted model, not a curated record. The coding region runs from base 149 to 3040 and encodes 963 amino acids.
GUAGCAACAAAUAUGGCCGUUUUAGGAAUGAAGUACUAAAUACAUUGUAAAUUUAUACGAUAUAAAUGUGCAAAACAAUUGUUUUGCCUGAUAUGUAUGAAUAGAAACAAAUGUCAUAUAAAUCUGGAUCCUGUGGAAAUAGUUGAAGAUGUUCAAGAAUGAAUUUCAGGGUGGGCCUUAUUUUGAGGUGUUUAGUACCCAAGGCAAGGAUUCUACUGCAGGGUGGAAAAUGCCAUCAUCCGGAUGUAAGAAGGUUUAUGACAAGGAAGUUAAGGGCUAUAUUUAUGUUCUGGAGGGAACAUCAGCUACAACUAAAAUUCACUUACCAAAAGAUAGCAGAACAUCUUGUACAUUAGUACAGCACUUCCUUAUUCUCCAGAUCAACAUUUUCAUUGGAAAAGAGUUUUCAGUUGAACUGGGAGUGAGUGAUUUGGGGAAUAACAAAAGGAGAAUUCUGCUGUCUACCUCACAGAAAGAAAUGAAUAUCACUCCACUCCACGCUAAAAUUCCACUCACUGUUGUGCGCAGAAACUUGUGGGUGAAUCUGUGUCUAGAUAUGCUCUCACUGGUCAGUGAUACUUGGAAAGGCCAGACGUACAGAGCCAUUGAAAGUAUUACCGUGUCAGCAAAUUGCAAGAUCAAGAGAAUAUUCACCAUGAAAGUCCAGCCUCCCGAUACGACAGAUGAUGAUGAAUUGUACGGAUGUCUUGAUUUGAACAGCGAUGAGUUGGAAUCCAUUCCUAAACAGUGUCAGUUGGCCAGUGAUAUCAACCAGGUGACACAGGUUUUGACAAUCAACAAAAUCAGACACAGCGAAAAGUGUAAAGGAGAUUCAGUUAGACCUUCAUCUUUGCUUGACUUGUCAAAUUUAGAUUUAAGCAGUAGUGGAAGGAAGUUACUGAGCACAGGGAAGGACGGCAAACACCACAUCGCAUUUGGGUCCAAGGUUCCAGUUCCAGAACAUCCAAGAAAGACACUACUAUUGUGGAAAGGAAAUGCCACAAGCAGAAGUUUUAGAUCCUUGUCUUCAAGAAAUGAUGAGGUUUUCAGCAGUGAGUUUGUGGCAUCCAGUAUGACUAGUCAGGAUGGAUUUAACUCCAUCAGAUCAACACAGAGCGCCGCCUGUCACCCGCCAGCCUCUUCACGGCACAGCCAUAAUCCCGAUACAGCCACGGUAGAAGAAGUAGAUACAGCACACAGUGAAACAUCUCAGGACCACAUCGUUGCACCACAUCCACCACAUCGCCCAUCGUCUGACCAGCCGCGGAGAAGACCACGGGUGAAGAACUCCACUUUACACAAGGACAGACAGUCGAGUGUCGGCAGAGAUGAACCUGCCAAUGAGAGUGUCUCAUUGAACAGUCACAUCUACUCGCGGACUGUCAGUCUGGAAAGCACAGCUAUCGACUCUGUGCGUGAGAGCAGGUCUAACGGAAUCGUGAAUGGAAGAAGUCCUGGACAGUCGUCUCACAGACAGACGAGAAACUUCCCCAGUCUCAAGGGAUCGGGUCUUCCACAAACAACCAAUCGGCUGCGCAGUUCGAAAGAGAUGGGCGUGGGACCCGACGUGCCUGAGAUACAGAGAUCACAAAAUGUUAUGGUGGAGGACUCGAUGAGUAACAUAAUCGGACUGUUGAAUGACAAGACGGCUGAGAGUGGUAGCAGUAGCUCAGGUUCUGAUGAAGAAACUUCACAGCCGGGGGAAUACGAGGACAGUGAUGAGGAAGAGCCGUCAUCACAGAACCAGCUUCAUGUAUUUGCCUCAAGGCCAACGAAAGCUCCACUCAGAAUCAGGUCACCAGGAACAGCUGUUUUUGAUACUGGACAGAAUAAAACCGGCACCGCUGUAAAGACAACUAGGGUACAUGCCCGAGGGGCUCAGCCCGAAAACGACUUCUGGUCCAGUAGUGAGGAGGAGGAAAUGCACGGAAAAGGCUGGAAGUCAGGUUCACGACCUCACAGUGGAACUUCCAGCACCGGGGCCAGUCCCAAAACAAAUGUCAAAUCAGGGUCGCACUGUCGAGGAGGAUCUGGCAGCCAGAGUAGAGGGGGUUCUGGAAACCAGGGCAGGGGAGGGUCUGGAAAUCAAGGCAGGGGAGGGUCAGGAAACCAGGGCAGGGGAGGGUCUGAAAAUCAGGGCAGGGGAGAGUCUGGGAACCAGAGCAGGGGAGAGUCAGAAAAUCAGGGCAAGGGAGGAUCAGAAAAUCAGGACAGGGGAGGGUCAGGAAAUCUGGGAAGAGGUGAUGCUGAAAGUCUGUUGCAUGAAAUGUUUGACGGUGUGAAACCAAAGAUAAACGUGUCGGCACCAAAACCUUCGAGUAUUAGUCCAGAACACAAGCAAUUCAACCCGGCGCUGUACACGGCGAUGGGCAGUCAGAACGGUGGCCUGCUGACCAGCGCGGUGUCGAUGAGUCGUACGUCAGUCAGAGAGAUUCCCAAGUCGGACGCCAGACUCUUACAGGCGGUGUCGUCCGAGAGGCCGUAUGAUCAUACCCUGUACCAGAUGGCAGAUGUGACGGAGAGCUUUGAGGCGAGGAUGUUCCUCAGCAUGCAGCGACAGGACGAGGAGACGAGCCCGGAGUCGCCGCGCAAAGACGUCCACCUGCUUCACACCAGUCCGAGACGACAGCGGCAGUUCGACCAGCUCAACCCCCACCUCCACAGCGAGUCUCCCGCAACAACCAGCGACGAUGAUACCAGCUUCAGUACCUGGAAGGCCCCGGCUCCAAACCAGACUCAUCAUAAUUACCAAGACGAAAUGAAGAGUCGCCUGAGCAGUGACACGUUGACUUCAUCCAAUCCCAGAGACUGGAGUGGAGGAAUAUUCAGUCCGCCAAUCAACUUUCCGAAUGUUGGAGAUCUUCAAAACACGGCCACUUCGGAAGAUCUCAGCGAGACAAACGUGUCACCACGGAAACACAGCCACGAUUCUCAUCCCGAUGUAAUAAAAAAUGAAGAGGAACUGAAUCUGUUCUUCGAUUCCUCUCUGAACUGUUACUACGACCCAAAGACUCACAAGUACUAUGAGCUGGCAUCUUGAGACACGUGCACUCAGAUUGUUACGUGGUUUCAGUACUGCAGGCAUUGUUCCUUAUUGCGUGUGACCAGCUAGUGUGAUAUCGAGUGUGUAGUUAUAUUGGAAAGAUAAUAAUCACGUUGCCCAGAGUCCAUUUUACAGGACCUGAGGAACGAUAAUAAAUUAAAUCAUAUUGCCUCAGUGGUAUGGUUGUUCAGUCAUCUGACUUAAGACUGCUAGGUACUGAGUUUGAAUCCCGAUACCAGCUCCCAUAUGCAGUUAGAUUUAACGGCUCGUUGGUGAUGUGUGAAACCACUAUACUGACCUCUUUUAACUAACCACUAAUAACUAAACAUCUUGGACUGGCAGCCCAGAAAGAUGAGAUGUGUGACAAGGACAAUGUGCAACCCAGGAUCUGAGGGCGAUAUAAAAUCAAGUUAAAAUAAAACCCAAUGAAUGGUUAAUUGAGGACCCAAAACCUCCAGAUUUCCUAUAUCUUUAGACUGGGUCUCUGUAUCCUUUAGGUUUCCUCUCUGUAUAUCUGUGUGGUCCUUAACCUUAUGUCUGAUGCCAUAUAACCACAAAUACAAUGUGUUGAGUGCGUCGUUAAAUAAGAACAUUUCCUUCCUUGCACAUCUUGUAUCCUUUAGAGAACCUGUGAUCGGAGUAAAGCAGCGUGUAAGACAUUGAGCAGUCACUGCUCUAUAGGAUUGAUCUCCCCUUUCAGUCUGUUCUAAGAACUCGAGAUUCCAGAUUUUCUUCAGUUUGAGGAUGUAAUUUUGUAGUCUCCCAAGUUGUACUGCUAAUUGGAGAAUUGAAGACUUGAUAUUAUACAAUAAAAAAAAAACCUAAAAAAUUCCAAAUGUUUUGUGGAAGGAGGAUAAGGGAAUGCCCCAGUAUCCUUUUAAGAACUGAUGAAACUGUAUCACUUGUAUGUGUAAUCUUCUGUCAGUGGACAGCUAAACAGGUAGUAUGAAUUUUAAAGAACUGCAUCUCUAGACCGAAAUGCUGGUAAAUUAUAAUUGAAGUAAAAUAAUGUUUAAGAGGGGAUCUCUGGACCAGGGGCAGAUGCAGAAUUUUGUAGGAAAAGUGUGCAGUGUUCAAAAUUACACUGAUAUUCAUUCCAUACAUGGCAAUCUUCCACAGAAACACCAAGAUAUUGCAUGUCUCCCAAUAAAAGCAAAUAAUCUAAUUGUAUUGAUCUGUUAAAUUCUGAAUUUGUUGAGACACAUCAAGACUCAGGAUGGGGUUAAAUAGAACUGUAAUGACAUACCUUAUACUGCGCAGAGUAGACUGACUGUGCAUAACUUGAACGUACUGGUACUUAAUAAACAUGGAUAUUUCAGGAGUGUAGUGGAUGUAACUAAUGCAGGCAUAUUAAUUUUCUGGACCAGCAAAUACUGUUUUAAAAGUGUUAAGAGCAAUGUAUGGUUGUGGAGUUGUACAGGUACAAUAAGGUUUUAAUUAUUAAACCAUUGUUAUUGUUAUUAUCUGAAAAUAAAAUAUUAUCCAAUAUAUAUUAUAUAUUA